AAGAGGAGUCAGAGUCAGACCAUUGCAGUGACGCCCAGACCUUACAACCAAAAGGUCGACCCUUUGGGCCGAAUAGUCGCCAACACUUCCAAUGAGAUCGACGACGACUGCGGACGUGAGGAGUACUGCGAGAAGAUGGUUGAGUGCUGUGUUAAGGCGUGCGGUACUCGAGAUCAGCUGAUGAACGCCUCGUUCUUCAUUGUGGCCACGAAUGUCAUGUGUAGGACCGAUAAGAUGGAGUUCCCGCCCCUCGAGAUCGGGAUCUGUCAGUACUCUAUCGCUUCGGGCAUUAAAUUCAGUUAUCAUGAGUUCAUUGACGCCGGAAAAGUGCCCUUAGGAUACAUGCAUUCCGCCAAAGACUGGGCGGAAACGAGUCAUAAGAUCCCUUUGAGUGACUUCUAUCCGGCGACCAAUAACUACGAGAAGUUAGUUGAAGACAUGAAACAAAUCCUCGAAGAGUCGAGAUUUACGAACCAAAUGACGGGAAAACCGACGCCAAUGUUGGUCUUCUGUCGCGAAGACGCCAUCGAACAGAACAGAGGAGUCUUUCAGUGGUUGCAACACAAGUACAAUGAGAUCAACAAAACCAGCUUUGAAUGGGAUCUUGAAGUUCUCGAUUUAGUGCUACUCUUGUACUACAUCUCUAAGUCUGGCGGACACACCAUAUCUAUGGCCGCCGGAGAGGAUGUAUUGUCGUCCUCUGCGUACGACUACUCGAAGAACACUUUGUGUGACUAUCACGAAGAGAUAGACAACAGACACUGCGCGCAAGGGUUGGCCCGACGUCUAUGCUAUAUGUUGACGGAUGGGUUGUGUCCCAUGUUUGGCAUCACUCCCACUGACAAGCAUUUGCCGUCCAAACGGGAUGUGAUCGCUGAGACAUAUAAGGCUCAGCUUCUGGAAGUGAAACCAUUGCCGGCCUAUAGAUAUCAUCAAAAUGUGGCCACAGAUGACAGUCAGUGGGAUCCCAAUCAAGUCGAGAAGGAGAUUGAUGAGGAGGGGGCGGCCGGCGGUGCCAGACCUAAGACAGGCAUUGGUCGCGGACGGGCUCACGCUUUCAAACCC
Messenger RNA from Oppiella nova, 1065 nucleotides. The record is from the annotation of a GenBank genome assembly. NCBI's taxonomy places the organism in Eukaryota, Metazoa, Arthropoda, Arachnida, Sarcoptiformes, Oppiidae.